UCUCUAUUUCUAUCACUUUCUUUCCUCUUUGUCCUAAUUAUAUUUCUAUAAUCAUGCCUGCUCAAAUGAUGCCUGAAAAAACAUUUUCAAGAGUUCAUUCCAUAGGAAAUGAAAUUAAUUCUCCAAGCUUUACUAGAAGGUUAGAAGGAAAGGUCGCGAUUGUAACAGGUGGAGCUAGAGGAAUUGGAGAGGCAACAGUGCGACUCUUCGCAAGACACGGAGCCAAAGUUGUAAUAGCAGACGUAGAAGACAUCCUCGGCAAUUCGUUAGCAAACAUGUUGUCUUCUUCAUCAUCAGUUACUUACAGUCAUUGUGAUGUUACAUCUGAAGACGAUAUCAAAAACUUAAUCGAUUCAACAAUUUCAAAAUUUGGACAUAUUGAUAUUUUAUUCAACAAUGCUGGAGUCCUAGGAAGUCAAUCAAGCCAAAAAAAGAGCAUAAUUAAUUUCGACCCUGUCGAAUUCGACCAAGUCAUGUCUGUUAACGUACGAGGAGCCGCGUUGGGAAUGAAACACGCGGCUCGCGUUAUGAUCCCACAAGGGCACGGGUGCAUCAUUUCAACGUCUAGUGUGGCCGGGGUCAUGGGAGGACUCGGGCCACACGCGUACACGGCUUCCAAGCACGCGAUAGUAGGGCUAACGAAAAAUGUCGCGUGCGAGUUGGGGCGUUACGGGAUUCGAGUUAAUUGUAUUUCGCCAUUUGGGGUUGCAACAUCUAUGUUGGUUAAUGCAUGGAACCAUAGUGAUGAAGAGGAAGAAGAAGGGGAAAUGCAUAUUGGAUUGCCUAAUGAAAAAGAAGUUGAGAAAAUUGAAGAAUUUGUAAGGAGUUUGGGAAAUUUAAAAGGGACAACUUUAAAGGCUAAAGAUAUUGCUGAAGCAGCUUUAUAUUUAGCAAGUGAUGAAUCAAGAUAUGUAAGUGGACAUAAUCUUGUUGUUGAUGGUGGGGUUACUAUUUCAAGAAAUUGUGUUGGUUUGUAAUGUAAGGAUUUUUUUUUUUUGGUGAUUGUUAAAAUUGAAUUCCUAACGUAACAAGAGCUUAACAUAUAAUAUUCAUUGGGUUGAUGUAA
Solanum dulcamara is the source of this 1066-nucleotide messenger RNA. Its product is annotated as short-chain dehydrogenase reductase 2a. Gene Ontology annotation, molecular function: oxidoreductase activity, acting on the CH-OH group of donors, NAD or NADP as acceptor. Lineage: Eukaryota; Viridiplantae; Streptophyta; Magnoliopsida; Solanales; Solanaceae. The record is from RefSeq and is a predicted model, not a curated record. Bases 54 to 977 code for a protein of 307 amino acids. The transcript has 2 exons.